Gastrolobium bilobum is the source of this 4310-nucleotide messenger RNA. RefSeq lists its product as uncharacterized. NCBI's taxonomy places the organism in Eukaryota, Viridiplantae, Streptophyta, Magnoliopsida, Fabales, Fabaceae. Gene Ontology annotation, biological process: negative regulation of DNA-templated transcription. The record is from RefSeq and is a predicted model, not a curated record. Gene Ontology annotation, molecular function: acyltransferase activity, transferring groups other than amino-acyl groups; transcription corepressor activity. The transcript has 8 exons. Bases 1 to 3993 code for a protein of 1330 amino acids.
AUGAGAGAGGGGUUGAGAUCUCGGACUCGAUCGGGGAAGGUUUCUGGUGGCGGGGGAGUUGUUCACAACGAAAGCGGUGAUGUGAAGAAUGAAGCUUUUGAUUUGGGUGGCGAGGGUUUAGGGGCACCUGACUUGACGAUUGAGAAGAAGGACGCUGUUGAACAUGCAGUAAAAGAAGAAUGUGGCUUGGAUUUGGAUGUGAGUACGAGUGGAAAUGUUGACUUAGCCGAGAAUGGGAAAGAUAGGAGUACUUUUAGUGGUGUGGCUAACGUUUUAGAAGCUGAUGUUGACAUGGAGGAGAAGAAGGAACAAGGGUCAAAUGAUGGAGUGUUGAUUGGUGGUCGGGUAUUGCGCUCAAGGUCGAAGAGGGGUGAUUCUAAAAAAGGUUUUAACGUAGAGAAUGGUGGUGUCAUUUCCGGAAAUAAUAGAGGACAAGAUAGGUUUGAGAGGGUAGAAGUUAAGACGGAAUAUGAAGAAGUUGAUGAAUUAGUUACCGAGGGUUGUGAGAAUGAAAGGGUUGGGGUGAAGAAGGAAAGGAAUGGCAAGAAGAAUUUGAAACGGAAGCGUGGGAGGCCUCGCAAAAUAGAGUUGAAAGAGGAAGAUCAAUUAGUUGAUUGGUUGCCAUGUAAGCGUGGAAGACCGCCCCUUGAGGGUAAACGUGGAAGACCGCCCCUUGAGGGUAAACGUGGAAGACCACCCCUUAAGGUUGGCAGACAAAACCAUCUCCUAAAAGUGGCGCAUAAUAGAAAAGGAAAGGUGGACCGUCAAAAAGGUUUAACUAUGAAAGAUGGUGCAAAUGGGAAUGCAAUUGAAGAUACGAACUCAAGGAGAACUUCUGGGAAUGAGUUAGAAAAGAAGGGAUGUUCUCCUGUCAAGAAGAAAACUGAGAACAAUGGGGUGGCCUCACCAUUUGGAUCAAAUAUAUCGAAAGCACUUGCUGUAGAUAAAAGUGGAAAGAGUAAAGUAAAGAGUGAAGUAAAGAGUAAUGUAAGGAGUAAAUUAAGGCAGUUAGUGAGGGAUCAAAUAAUGGAACGGCUCUCUGCUGCAGGCUGGACAGUUGAGUAUAGACCGAGGAAUGGCAGAGUGUACAAUGAUGCAGUGUAUGUUAGUCUUGAUGGAAAGACACACUGGUCAAUCACCUUGGCCUACAAUAGGCUUAAAAGGCAUUAUGAAGCUGGUGAUGGUGAAGGUAAGGUAUACGGGCCAGGUUUCAAAUUUACACCAAUACCAGAAGAGGAUUUCAAGAUACUAACUAGGGUAAUUGUCAAGCAAAGAAAAGAUAAAUGGACCCAAAAAGGGGGAAAGGGUGGAAAGACGAUUGAUGGAGUCAAUAGCAAAGAGGGAAAAGGAAAACCAGGUUCUGGUGCAGGAAUGGGUAAGUCAGUGAAAAGGAAAAUAAAAUGGAAACGUUCACUUCUUGAUGAGGGCAACACAGAUCUUACAUCAGCUAGCAGGAUGCCAGUUCUGCUCAGGGAUCAUAAGCGCCAUAAAACACACAACAAGAAGCGGUGUGCUCUGUUGGUUCGCAAUGCUGAGGAGGAGAUAGAUUCAGAAAUUGAUGGAUAUGUGUCAUACAGUGGAAAACGAACUGUGCUUGCCUGGAUGAUUGAUUUGGGUACUAUCCUCCAAAAUGGGAAGGUUCAUUAUAAGCAAGACGGAAGGGAAUGUUUGUCUGGUAAGAUCACAGGAGAUGGCAUUCAUUGUGGCUGCUGUAAUGAAAUCGUAACAAUUUCAGACUUUGAAGCUCAUGCAGGAAGCAAACUCACUGAUCCACUUAAAAAUAUACAUAUAGAGGAAGGAACUUCUCUCUUUCAAUGCCUGCUAGAUUCAUGGAAUAAACAAGAUGAAUUUGCACGGAAAGGUUUUCAUUUCGUUGAUGUUGCGGGUAAAGAUCCAAAUGAUGAUACAUGUGGUAUCUGUGGAGAUGGUGGAGACCUGAUCUGUUGUGAUGGUUGCCCAUCAACAUUUCAUCAAAGCUGCCUGGAUAUAAAAAAGUUCCCUUCUGGUGACUGGCACUGCAUUUAUUGCUGUUGCAAAUUUUGUGGGUUGGUUAGUGGAAGCUCAAACCAAACAGACGGCUAUGAUGAUUUUACUAUGUCUACAUUACUUACAUGCCAUUUAUGUGAGGAAAAAUAUCACAAAUCCUGUAUUGAGGCAAAUGGCGACAAGACAAAUGAUUGCAGGGAUGUCUUCUUUUGUGGAGACAGAUGUCAAGAGUUAUCUGAGAGACUUGAAAUGCUUCUUGGGGUUAAGCAUGAAAUUGAAGAUGGAUUUUCUUGGACCUUUAUUCGGCGAUCAGAUGUUGACCUUGAUGCUUCUCAGAUAAAACCUCAUAUGGUUGAAUAUAAUUCCAAGCUGGCUGUUGCUGUAUCAAUAAUGGAUGAGUGCUUCAUGCCAUAUAUCGAUCAUAGAAGCGGGAUUAAUCUGAUCCACAGUAUUGUGUAUAAUUGUGGGUCAAACUUCAAACGUCUGAACUAUAGUGGAUUUGUUACUGCAAUUCUAGAGAGAGGUGAUGAGAUUAUAUGUGCUGCAUCUAUCAGGAUCCAUGGGAACCAACUAGCAGAGAUGCCUUUUAUUGGUACCCGCUAUAUGUAUAGACGACAAGGAAUGUGCCGCCGGCUUCUAAAUGCCAUUGAAUGGGCACUCAGCUCCUUAAAUGUUGAGUUAUUGGUCAUACCAGCUAUCUCAGAACUCAGAGAAACUUGGACUUCUGUUUUUGGGUUUCAGCCACUUGAAUUAACAAGCAAGCAGAUAAUAAAUAACAUGAAUCUGUUGGUAUUCCCUCACGUAGAUAUGUUACAGAAGAAGAUAAGUAAGCAUAAAUUUGCUGAUGAAAAUCUGAUUCCUACAGAAGUUUCCAAUUUUAAGACUCAUACAAUAUACAAGGUAGCAAAUAAUCGUGAUCAGGCGGACUCAACUGGAUCUGAGUUGAACACUUCUACUGGGACCCCUCACUCUAAUGCAUGGCAGAUAAAUAAAACCAUGUGUGUUAAAUCUGGUUGUCGGCUUCCUGAGAGCUCAUUGAAUAAAGCACCUGACAUUACUAGCAACACUGUGCACCAUUGUAAAUCUCCAAACGAUGUCGCAGGGCAAGUUGUAUGUCAGGCUGUUCAUGAGAAUUUGGCGGUGGAAAACAAAAGUACUGCAAAUGCCCGUGAUGAUACUUGUUGCCAAGCUGAAGACAUGAGUACAUAUAAGAAUACUAGUGUCGUCAUACCGAAAUAUGAUGAGAAGCCAAUAGAUUUGGAUAGCCAAUCGAAAAAUCGCCGUGUUCCUUAUGAGGAAAGUCAAUGUCUCACUGUGUCUCGUGUUAGCACUGAAGCUACUGAAGGACAUUAUGUUGGUACUUCGUUGGAGGUUACUGAAAACUUAACCGAUGAGAUGAAAGUAGCAAAUGAGGUUGUUUCGGAUAACAAGAAUGAUGAAAAUUCUGCACACUGGGGGGCAGAAAGUAUUCCUCUUGACUCACAAAUUGUGUUUAGUACAAGGGAAUCAAAAGAUUCUGUUGACAGUAUUAACCAUGGUCCACAUAAGAUUUCGGACUGUUGUGAACUGAGAAGCAAGACUGAUAUUGUUCAACCGGACUUUCUAGGAUCAAAAGAAGUACAUGCUGAUGAAGCGGAAAUGUGCUCUGCCAGAACACCCAAUCUUAAGACAAACAUAAAUCCUGGGAAUGACCAAUCCAUAGUGGUAUCUUCAGGUAUUUGUGAGAAGAUUGUAGAUGGUGUCAAUGAGAGGAGUAAAGCAUCAAGUGUAGCUGAGGCCAAUUUCCUUCCUGCUGAUACAGACGUAGUUCCCAGUAAAAAUCCUUGGAUGGAGGAGUCUUCAGAGGUAGAUGAGCCUGAUUCGCAGGUUGAUCAAACUGCACGGAGCAAUGCUCCAUCCUUGUGGAGCCCAAACACUGCUUCUGGUGCGGCUCUUCCCUGUGCAUCUGGUGGCAAUACUUCAUGUGGCAACACUGAGGUGAUAGUUCUGUCAAACCAAGCAAGUUGAUUUCUGUGUUCCAUUUGUAGUUAGUUGUAAGUAGGUUAUCUGUUGGUGGUAUUCAUUGACACAAGGAAUCUACCAAUACAUUCUAGACGGUCCUAGGUAUCUUGUCCUUAAGGAGGUGAGGGCCACCUACUUAAUGUGACGAGAUUUGUCGUUGUAGCAAAGUGGUUGUUAGAGCUGGACGAUGUUACCUUAAGACAAAGAUGUCCGGAGGUUACCUCCAUUUUUGGGAGGGCGGAGGAGGGGUCAGGGGAGUAGCACCAUGAGGACUGUCGUGUAUUUUGUUCUCCCCAUAGUUAUUGUGGUAUUGCCAUGUAAAU